CUUCAAAACUGAAAAUCCUAAUGCCACUUUUAAUGAAGAUUCGAUUGGAGGAGCUAGCCAGUGCAUUACUGAGGCCUGCAAGGAGCUGGCAACCACCUACGAGAAUGCAGUUGUAGAAAGACUUGAAAAUAUAUUGAGAAGAUUUUUGUAAUACCAAAUUCAAAUUAUGUUUGUUUCCAUGGCUCCGAAGGACGUCGAUAAUAUUGUUAUAAAAUAUGGAUAUCAGUAUGUAUGCCAAGGUGAAGCGGUAUGGCCUGAACAGAAAUCACUUGAAGACCCUAUGAUCAAACGAAGAAUCGAUGAACAAUGCCUGCCACUUAAAAACAAACUCAAUGCUAGAGUUAGUAUAAAAUCAUUAGCUGAUAACCCUGGCUCUUUUGUUCCUCUGGUGUUUCAUAUACUGGCUGUCUUUGAAAGGGAACAUCAAUCCCAUAAAGCGUUUGACGUUAGAAGACUUCCUUUACCAAGGCUGUUCAAUGUAUUCCCUUCACCAUCAUGCCAUUGGCGAUCAGUGACAAUUUCGGUCAAUGCAUUAGCAGCAUUUCUUCCUGGUGAACCACUCCCCAGAGGGUAUAAUGAUCAGCUGCAUUUAUUUCACAAGGUAUUUGAUUUUAAACCGCUUAGAAUUAAAUCGAUUGAAUCUUUAUUACUCACUGGAUCAAAUAAGAGGCUCUUUGGUAACCUGAUCAGAUCAGACAGUUUUUCUGUUAAUUUCGUUUUUAACAAACGAACAAUCAGAGGAAAACGUUUAACCAAGCAAAUCAAUCAAGUUGAUCUGAUCCUGGAUGAUUUUGAGCAGCAUGAAGUUGACAGCCACUAUUUACCAAUAGCCGUAGAUCCAGGAAGAAAAAGGGUCUUCACUGCAUUUGCUGGUUCAAGUAGUAAUAUUAACGAUUUCAGACAAUGUUCCAUCAAGGAAUAUUACUACUUGACAGGCUCUACAAAAUUAUCAGCAGAGCAAGAGAAGAAAAAGAAAGCAUGCGGUAUUAAGACGAUUGAAACAAAUAUACCCACCAAUAAGACUGCCAAUGAAUCACUGUAUAUGGAGUAUGCCAUUUAUAUGCUCGAAAACAUUGGUCGUAUUUUCAGUUUUUACAAUCAAGAAACUGCAAAAGAAACCUUUUUCUUAUACCAGGGUCGCCAACGAGCACCGGAGCAAAUGGUAAAAAUGUUGUUAGAUGGUAUCAAGAAAUACAACAAGAAGUCAAGAGGAAAUAAACUAAAAAGGGCAAAGAACAAAGGGAAGCGGAAGAAGAAGGGGAAUAAUUCCGGAAAGAAGGAUAAAGAAAAGAGAAAAAUGACACCGAAAACAACAGAAAAAAGAGAAAGCAAUUUCUUUCAGUACAAACAGAAGGUACCACUGAUAGUAUUUGGUAGUGGCAUGUUUGGGAAGGACCAUGUGAAGAUGAAAACAGUCCGGACUGGUGUCACUGGUCUUCUAUACAGAACGUUGAAAAGAAGAGAGAGGACUGGUGACUUACUCGUUGUGGACAUUGAUGAAUAUUUGACGUCCUAAAUAUGUUCCAAAUGUGAAAGUAGGACUUUGGGUGGUAUUAGUGGUGCCCGCGGUAAUAGUGUUCUCGUUUGCAAGACGUGCAGAACAUUAUGGCAGCGUGACAUCAACGCUAGUUUGAAUAUGAUGAACAUUGCCAAGUCAAUUUGGAAGGGUGAAGGCCGUGCAGAACGAUUCAAGAGAAAUUAAAAAAAACAACAAUCGUCGUAAUAAACACGGUAUUUCCUUCAGGAAUUAAGAUUGUUACAGGUAAAGUCAUCUAACAUGCUAUUGUACCU
Messenger RNA from Gilbertella persicaria, 1791 nucleotides. RefSeq lists its product as uncharacterized. Lineage: Eukaryota; Fungi; Mucoromycota; Mucoromycetes; Mucorales; Choanephoraceae. The record is from RefSeq and is a predicted model, not a curated record. The coding region runs from base 167 to 1516 and encodes 449 amino acids. The transcript has 4 exons.